Larimichthys crocea (large yellow croaker) is the source of this 747-nucleotide messenger RNA. Its product is annotated as gamma-crystallin S-1. Lineage: Eukaryota; Metazoa; Chordata; Actinopteri; Sciaenidae. The record is from RefSeq and is a predicted model, not a curated record. The transcript is spliced from 3 exons. Gene Ontology annotation, biological process: lens development in camera-type eye; visual perception. The coding region runs from base 25 to 552 and encodes 175 amino acids. Gene Ontology annotation, molecular function: structural constituent of eye lens.
GUGGUUUGACUGACAGCAGCAGCUAUGAUGGGAAAGAUCAUCUUUUACGAGGACAGAAACUUUGGAGGCCGUUACUAUGAGUGCAUGGGCGACUGUGCUGACCUGCACUCCAUGUUUGAGCGCUGCCGCUCCAUUAGGGUAGAGAGUGGCAUGUUCAUGAUCUACGACCGCCCAGGCUUCAUGGGAAACCAGUACUUCAUGAGGAUGGGAGAGUACUCUGACUACAUGGGCAUGGCCGGCCUGAAUGACUGUGUCAGGUCCUGUCGCAUGAUCCCCAUGCACAGCGGUAGCUUUAGGAUGAGGCUCUACGAGCAUUUCGACAUGGGAGGUGAGAUGAUGGAGCUCAUGGACGACUGCCCUAACGUCACGGACCGUUUCCGUAUGUCCAACUUCAACUCCUGCAAUGUGAUGGACGGCCACUGGCUCAUGUACGAGCAUUCCAACUACAGAGGACGUCACUACUACCUGAGGCCUGGCCAGUACAGGAGCUUCAGCGACUGGAGAGGCAACAACUCCAGGAUCGGCUCCAUCAGGCGACUCAUGGAUCUCUAAAGACGGAAGAACGGUUCUUGUGAAAUGUCUGCUGUUUGCCUUGUUUCACACGCUGAAUAAAAUGGCAUCAGUGCUCAAGUGUUUUCAGUUUUGUUCUUGCUCUCUGCAUUUGGCGGGAAUGUUUCCUCAUGAGGAUGCGAUGGGGUCAUGGCCUGACAUCCUGACUCUCAUCAGAGGCUUGAAUAAAAUACUGCA